AUGGCUGCUACGGUCCCCGCGAGAGCACAGGUCCUGUCCGUGUACAGACAGUUCAUCAAGAACGCAAACCAGUUCACUAACUACAACUUCAGAGAGUACUUCCUCCGCAGGACGCGGAACACUUUCAAGCAGAACAAGACCGUGGAGGACCCAGCACGGCUGGCCGCGUUGUUCGGAGAGGCGAGGGCUGAGCUGAAAGUGCUCAAGAGACAGUCUGUCAUCUCGCAGAUGUACACUUUCGACAAAACGGUCGUUGAACCGCUCAACAAACGCUCACAUGGUUGA
Molecule: messenger RNA, 285 nt
Organism: Huiozyma naganishii CBS 8797
Lineage: Eukaryota; Fungi; Ascomycota; Saccharomycetes; Saccharomycetales; Saccharomycetaceae
Gene: ISD11
Product: Isd11p
Exons: 1
Coding region: 1-285 (94 amino acids)
Biological process (GO): iron-sulfur cluster assembly
Cellular component (GO): mitochondrion; L-cysteine desulfurase complex
Source: RefSeq, a predicted model, not a curated record